UACAGCUUCACCGCGAGUUUGAAUUGAAAUCCCAUCUUCGUGUCCUUACAUACCCCUUACUCCAGUUCCUGCUAUCCGUCUGGCUUCUGGCCUCUUGAUUCUAGGCUGCGGACAUGGCUGAUCGAUAUUCAUUCUCGCUCACGACCUUCUCUCCCAGCGGGAAGCUUGUACAGAUUGAAUAUGCUUUGAACGCGGUAAAUCAAGGCGUAACUUCGCUGGGCAUAAAAGCCACAAAUGGAAUUGUCCUUGCUACAGAGAAGAAGUCCUCGUCCCCGCUUAUAGAUGCCUCGUCAUCAUCUAAGAUUAGCCUUAUCACACCAAACAUCGGCAUGGUAUAUUCCGGCAUGGGCCCGGACUACAGGGUGCUGGUGGACAGAGCACGAAAGGUGACACACACAAAUUACAAGCGAAUCUACAAUGAGUAUCCGCCCACGAGGAUACUGGUCCAGGACGUUGCCAAGGUCAUGCAGGAGGCUACGCAGCAAGGUGGCACACGGCCGUACGGCGUAAGCUUGCUGAUCGCAGGCUGGGACGAUGGCAUUGAGCCGGAAGAUGAUUCAUCGGAUGAGGAGAAGGCCGACACAAAGAAGAAGGCGGCAGGUAAGACUGGGGGCAUUCUGAAGGGUGGUCCGAGUUUGUACCAGGUCGACCCCAGCGGGAGCUAUUUCCCGUGGAAGGCGACAGCGAUUGGCAAAAGCGCGACGAGCGCGAAGACGUUCUUGGAGAAACGGUAUACCGAAGGUUUGGAGCUGGAGGAUGCCAUACACAUUGCUCUUCUGACGCUGAAGGAGACGAUUGAGGGUGAGAUGAACGGCGACACGGUGGAGAUUGGUAUUGUCGGUCCACCAGAAGAUCGUUUGCUCGGCUUUGAAGGUGUGGAGGGUGCGGUCGGUCCAAGAUUCAGGAAGCUGAGCCCUCAGGAGGUUGAAGAUUACCUUACGAACCUGUAAAAAGCGCAUUUCCAUUCUAGUGGAGUUUGAAUGAUGAACGGCACGGAGCACAGGGUGUUACAUCUGUAGACAUUAGUUUCGGAAUACCAGCAUGCUCACAGAAGAGAGCACUCAAGGUCAACCCAAAUCAAUAGAUCAGAAGUCCAAGCUUAAGCUUAAGCUUCAACGUCGAGCAGAGCUGCAUCAAGUUUUUUUUACGCUUCUUGCAUUAU
This is a messenger RNA of Verruconis gallopava, 1162 nucleotides long. RefSeq lists its product as uncharacterized. The record is from RefSeq and is a predicted model, not a curated record. NCBI's taxonomy places the organism in Eukaryota, Fungi, Ascomycota, Dothideomycetes, Venturiales, Sympoventuriaceae. Bases 114 to 950 code for a protein of 278 amino acids. Gene Ontology annotation, biological process: ubiquitin-dependent protein catabolic process. The transcript is spliced from 5 exons. Gene Ontology annotation, cellular component: proteasome core complex; proteasome core complex, alpha-subunit complex.